UUUUCCUCCUCUCUGCCUUUUUUUUCCGUUUCUCGUCUUCCUCAUAGGCUGCUGCUGCUGCUGCUGUGAUGGGGAGAGCGCCCUGCUGCGAGAAAGUUGGGCUGAAGAAAGGGAGAUGGACGGCCGAAGAAGACCAGAUCUUGACCUCCUACAUUCAGCAGAAUGGCGAGGGCAAAUGGCGCUCCCUCCCCAAAAACGCCGGGCUGUUGAGGUGUGGGAAGAGUUGCAGGCUGAGGUGGAUCAAUUACCUGAGGGCAGACCUGAAGAGAGGCAACAUCAGCAAGGAGGAAGAAGAAACCAUCGUUAAGCUCCACAAGUCUCUUGGCAAUAGGUAUUAUUCAAUAUUGUGGUCAGUGAUAGCGGCCCAAUUACCGGGAAGAACGGACAACGAGAUCAAAAACUACUGGAACUCUCAUUUGAGCCGCAAGAUCUUCACCUUCCGCCGCUCUUCCUCCUUCGAUUCCUCCGCCUCAUCCACCGCCUCCUCCACCUGCUCUUCUACCGCCGACGAUGGGCAGCCGAACGUCAGCGGCAGCGCUAUAUCCGUCUCCGCCGCGGCGCGCAGCAGCAGAAAGCGCAAAAAGGCAUUAUCAUCGUCGGGAAAAUUAGAGAGCCCUGUCCCCAAGAAAGACGAGAAAACUGCAGAUCCCCUGAGCGGGAUCACUACCUCCGCCGGGGAGCAGGGGAGCGAAGGUGAUGGCGGCUUGGAUUUGGGUUUGGACGGUGGAGAAUUGAUGAUGGAAUUGGAUGAAAACGUGGGUAUUGUUGCGGGAGAAGGAGAUGGGGAUGGGGUUUUGGGACCGUAUGAAUGGCUGGAUAGUGAAAUGAAUCGGCUUAAAUGCAAGCUCCAUCAUCGCACUGAAGAUGGAGAAGGAAAUGGAGAACAGGGGAAAGAGACUGCACCAGCAGCGGAUCAGGCAAGUUGGGGCUUGGAGAACGGUGGAGUUGGUGCAAUGAUGGCGGUGGAGAGUGUGAGUAACAGAGGCAUUGAUAGCAGUAGCAGCAGCACGACUAGUAACAGUAAUAACUGUAUCUGCGAACAUCAUGGUCAAGGGGAGGAGAAGGAAGGGGAAGAAUGGCUGGACUGGGACCAGAUUACUGGAGGGGACGAGCUUCAGAACAUUCAUUGGGAUGAAGAAGACAGCAGCAUUUUGUCUUGGCUCUUGGAUGGUAAUGAACAGCUGCAAUAGAAAGGGAUGAAGGAAGGAGUGGAUGGGGAAACGAAUUGGAUUGGCUUAUCUGGUUUGUUAACUCGAUCAUCUUUAUGAGUUUUUAUAUCUAUGUUUGAUUACCCUAGUUCUUAUGUUUAAUUAUGUGUACAGUGAGAGACCAUAGAGGUCUGAUUAGUUGGUGUUUGAAUGAAUCUCUCUGAGGAGGAAAAAAAAAGGGUACUUUUUUCCACGUUUCAAAGAGGAACGGAAUCAAAUUGCUGCAGUUUUUGGUCUCUUCUUAUUCGUAAUUUGAUUGCUGUUUUUGACAACCCUUUGAAGCUUUUCUAUGCUAUAGCCACAGAGCAUGAUUCUUUAGAGCCCUGUUAGGUUUGUUGAAUUGAUCUCUCUGCAAAAGGAAUGAAAUGGCUGCAGAUUUUGCCUCCUUUUUCCUAAUCUUCAA
Linum tenue is the source of this 1611-nucleotide messenger RNA. NCBI's taxonomy places the organism in Eukaryota, Viridiplantae, Streptophyta, Magnoliopsida, Malpighiales, Linaceae. The record is from the annotation of a GenBank genome assembly.